GAGGAGGAGGCGCCGCCCGCCCGGCCCCCCCGGCGUCACCCCUAUUUCCUGUUGCUGCAGAGCUGCGACCCGCAGGCGCCGGUGAUCUACCCCCUGACGCGCCCCCGCCACGUGUUGGGCCGUCGCCCGGACAAGGCCGCCGGGAGCGCGCCCGCCGCCGACACGGUGUUGGAGGCGCCCGACCUGCUGGCCCGACACUGCGCGGUGCGCACAGGCGACCCGCCGCUUGUGCGGCCGCUCCGCGGCGCCGCCGUCACCCACAACGGGCGCCCGCUGCUGCGUCAGGCGCCCCUGCAACCCGGCGACCUGCUGGGCCUCGGCCGCCACGUCCUCCUGCUGUACAAAGACCCCCGCGACGUCACCGUGCCCGAGACACCCGCCUGGGCGCCCCGCGGCCUCCCGCCAACACCCGGCGCGCUCGGCUGUUCCGCCUGCGGCCGCUCCGGCCCGGAACGUCAGGCCGCCCUGCGGGCCUUCCUGGAGAGCCGCCGCGCGGAGCUGCGCUUCCGGCCGCAGGACGAGGAGCCGCUGCUGCGCGAGAUCCUGCGCCUGGCCGCCGGGGACGCCGGGGACGCCGGGGACGCCGGGGACGCCGCGCUGGCGCCCGCCUUCCUGCUGGGGCUGUGCCUGGAACACUCGGCGCGCGCCAUGGAGCCCGCGCACCUGCCGGCGCUGCUGGCCCGCGUCGCCCGCCGCGUGCAGGAGGCCGCGUGGGCGUCAGCCGACACCCCCGCGGGGCUGCGGGCGCCGCUGCGGGUGUUCGCGGGCGCCCUGCGCGUCGCCCGCGCCUGUCGCCUACACCCGCAGCUGCUCUCGCAGACCUUCGGCUACCUGUUCUUCUUCUGCAACGCGGCCCUGUUCAACACGCUCAUGGAACGGGGCUCCGCCGGUCCCUUUUUCCAGUGGUCGCGGGCGGUUCGCAUCCGCACCAACCUGGAUCUGCUCCUCGAUUGGCUCCAGGCCGUGGGACUCGGCGACAUCGGAGCCGAAUUCUUCCGGAAGCUCUCGGCUACCGCCAACCUGCUGUGCACCCCCCGCGGCACCCUAGCCCAGGCGACCUGGGCCCGGUUACGCGGUGACUACCCCGCGCUGACCCCCGCCCAGCUGCACCACGUGCUCAGCCACUACCAGCUGGGCCCCGGCCGGGGGUACCCCGAGUGUUGGACACCGCCGGCGGAGGAGCGGGAGGAGAUCGCCACCG
Nothoprocta perdicaria is the source of this 1201-nucleotide messenger RNA. RefSeq names its product ras-interacting protein 1-like. Lineage: Eukaryota; Metazoa; Chordata; Aves; Tinamiformes; Tinamidae. Gene Ontology annotation, molecular function: GTPase binding. The transcript is spliced from 5 exons. The annotation marks the transcript as partial. The record is from RefSeq and is a predicted model, not a curated record. Gene Ontology annotation, cellular component: cell-cell junction. Gene Ontology annotation, biological process: regulation of GTPase activity; angiogenesis; negative regulation of Rho protein signal transduction.